AUGCACGAACACGAACUCUCUUACAUGGGCCCUCGGGCCUUCAACCACUCGCAAAGCACCGAUGCCGAAGCGGAAUACGACCGCCUCCGCGACCUCGCCCGACAAGAAGCCUCGAAGCGCGGGUCCUGUUUUCAGCGCUCCCAAGAAGCAUAUGCCUCGGGAGAUGGCGCCGCAGCAAAAGAGCUGAGCGAGCAGGGUAAAGCGCAUGGCCGCAAGAUGGAGGAGUACAACCGCCAAGCGUCGGAGUUCAUCUUCCGCGAGAACAACGCGCCGGGCCGCGUUGACGAGGAUACAAUUGAUCUCCACGGGCAAUUUGUUGAAGAGGCGGAGGAUAUCCUUGAGGAGAGGAUCAAGUAUGCGAGGAGUCAGGGGCAGAGUCAUUUGCAUGUGAUCGUCGGCAAGGGAAACCACUCCGCGAACCAUGUGCAGAAGAUCAAGCCGCGCGUGGAAAAGGUCUGUCGCGAGCUGGGGCUGCAGUAUGCGACGGAGGAGAACCAGGGACGGAUCUAUGUUAAUCUUACGGGUGGUGCGGCGGAUAGUAUUCCUUCGAAGCCGUCGCAUGGACAUGGGCAGCAACAGCACCAUCAGCAACCGCAUCACCAGCAGCAGAACCAUCAGCAACAGGAUAACCAGGACCAGGUUGAACAGGUGGUUAAUGCUAUUCUGCCGCGGUUGCUGCGGAAGUUGGAGAAGGCUUGCUGUGUGGUUAUGUAA
Molecule: messenger RNA, 714 nt
Organism: Aspergillus mulundensis
Lineage: Eukaryota; Fungi; Ascomycota; Eurotiomycetes; Eurotiales; Aspergillaceae
Product: Smr domain-containing protein
Exons: 4
Coding region: 1-714 (237 amino acids)
Source: RefSeq, a predicted model, not a curated record